Molecule: messenger RNA, 3109 nt
Organism: Sorex araneus (European shrew)
Lineage: Eukaryota; Metazoa; Chordata; Mammalia; Eulipotyphla; Soricidae
Gene: FARS2
Product: phenylalanyl-tRNA synthetase 2, mitochondrial
Exons: 7
Coding region: 568-1893 (441 amino acids)
Biological process (GO): phenylalanyl-tRNA aminoacylation
Cellular component (GO): mitochondrion; cytoplasm
Molecular function (GO): tRNA binding; ATP binding; phenylalanine-tRNA ligase activity
Source: RefSeq, a predicted model, not a curated record
GGGCGGGCCGGCGGGGGGCGCCGCGCGCGAGCCCCCGUUUGCUCGGAGGUUCGCGCGCGCUCAGGCCCGAGCUGAGAUUUGUGCGUCUCCUCGCGCCGGCCGUGGGAGCCAGUGCCCCGAGGUUACCUUGGCGCGUCCCCUACCAGGGCGCUGCAGGGUGUGGAGUAGACGCGAAGUCGGCCCAGUUCCCCGGCCUCCCUCCGGGGCCCGCGGGGGGCGUGGCCAGUGCAGGAGGCCAGAGACGGUGCUGCGGGGAAAGCGCCCGUUGUGUGUGUGGCCGAUCCCAGUUUGCUCCCCUGAGCCCCUCCAGGGGAAGCCUCAGCGCGGCAGGAGGGCCAGUGGGCUCCAGUGUGGGUGCCCCUGGCCAGGAGGGCCAGUGGGCUGUCCCGGAGUGCCCGCACCCUAGACCGGUCCCCCCCACCUGCGGCCCGUAACCCGCGCUGGAGGUGUUGGAGCUGCUGUGUACUUCUCUGCAGCGGCACGUGGGGUGGCAGUGCCACGGGACUGUCACAACUAUACUUGGACCUGCCUCCAGAGCUGAGGAGCUGAGUGCCAGCCGCAGCUGCCAUGGGCUCCCUGGGCAGAGCAGUUCCCAUGUGGGUGCCCCUGGCCAGGAGGGCCAGUGGGGUGUCCCGAGGCAUCCGAAACUCUGGCCCACGUCCCCCGCCCGCGGACUCCGAGCCUGCACUGGAGCUGCUGGGCCGCUCGUACCCACGGGACAGCCUCAGCAACGUGCCGCGCCGGGUGCUGUCGUGCGUGGGCCGGCGCCUGCACCUGCAGCCGCACCACCCGCUGUGGCUGCUGAAGGAGCGCGUGAAGGCACACUUCGACCGGCACCACGCGGCCCGCGCCGGGGCCCCGCUCUUCUCCCUGCACGACAACCUCAGCCCCGUGGUCACGCCCUGGCAGAACUUCGACAGCCUCCUGGUGCCCCCAGACCACCCCAGCCGCCAGCCAGGCCACAGCUACUACCUGAACGCAGACCACAUGCUGCGCGCACACACGUCCGCACACCAGUGGGACUUGCUGCGCGCAGGCCUGGAUGCCUUCCUUGUGGCGGGUGAUGUGUACCGGCGUGACCAGAUCGAUGCCCACCACUACCCUGUCUUCCACCAGCUGGAGGGCGUGCGCCUCUUCUCCCAACACCAGCUGUUUGCUGGUGUUCAGGACGGGGAGAGCCUGCGGCUGUUCGAGCAGAGUGUCCGCUCGCCCGAGAAGCAGGAGGCGCACUCCAUGGAGGCCACCAAGCUGGUGGAGUUUGACCUGAAGCAGACGCUCACCCGGCUGAUGGCGGAUCUCUUUGGAGCCGGGCUGGAGGUCAGGUGGGUGGACUGCUACUUCCCCUUCACGCACCCCUCCUUUGAGAUGGAGAUCAACUUCCACGGAGAGUGGCUGGAGGUCCUGGGCUGCGGCGUGAUGGAGCAGAAGCUAGUCGACUCAGCUGGUGCCCAGGACCGGGUUGGCUGGGCCUUCGGCCUGGGGCUGGAGCGGCUGGCCAUGAUCCUCUACGACAUCCCGGACAUCCGCCUCUUCUGGAGCCAGGACGAGCGCUUCCUGAAGCAGUUCCGCGUGGCCCGCGUCGACCAGGCAGUCAAGUUCCAGCCUCUCAGCAAGUACCCGGCCCUGGUCAACGACAUCUCCUUCUGGCUGCCCGCGGGGAGCUACUCCGAGACCGACUUCUACGACCUGGUGCGCAGCGUCGGGGGGGACCUGGUGGAGAAGGUGGACCUGAUCGACACGUUCCAGCACCCGCGGACACACCGGACCAGCCACUGCUACCGGAUCACCUACCGGCACAUGGAGCGUACGCUGACCCAGCAGGAGGCCGGCCGAGUGCACCGCGCCCUGCAGGAGGCGGCCGUGCGGGUGCUGGGCGUGCAGGGUCGCUUCUGACCCCGCCUGGCCUGGGCCUUCCUGCUGCACUGCACGCCUCGGGGGUCCUGGGACCUAGGGCACCCGAGUGCUCCCCGGCCCGUCCUCACCGAGGCCCGUCCACACCGAGGCCCGUCCAGCGAGUCCCUUCCCCUCUGACGCGUGUCCACACCGAGCCCAGAGACAGGAGGCUCAGAAGCAGGCGGAGCCGGGGGCAGGCCGGGCCACACCGUGCACCAGGCAGUCACCGGGAGGUUUGCCUGUGUGGCGGCCACUUCUAGGAGCAUCUCAAAGAAGCGCCUUCUCUCUCCAUGGGGGUCUCCAUGGGGGUCUCGUCUCGGGGUUGGAGCCAACCAGCAGUGGACCAAUGUGCCUCCUGAGAGCCCCGCACAGGGGCUGGACAGGGCAGGCCUGGGCCUUCAGCCCGGGGCCAGGGCCACUUCCAUGGUGCCAGGCCUGGGCUUGCAGCUGUGCUGGGAACCCUCCAGGCCAGGGACUGAACUUGGGGCCUCAGGCACACGAGGCACCUGCUCCAGUCCUGAGCAGGCCCCUGCCCCCUGCAUUGCUUCCCAGAAAACACCCAGAGUGUGCCUCACACAUGCACAUUCACACGUGCCCAGUCACAUACACCAACACAGAUACCCAUGCACACAUGUGCCCGCUCACGUACACCAACACAGCCACACAUGCACACAUGCGCCCGGUCACAUAUACCAGCCACAGUCACACGUGCAUAGUCACCAGCACACAAGCUGUCACGCAUGCACAGUCACAUACCCCAGCACACAUGCACGUGCACCCAGAAGCGGGUCAGCAUCUUGUCUGUCCACCUGUCCGCCCAUGUGCUGCCCGGCCUGACCCAGGCCCAGCAGACCACAGGCUCUUGCACAGGCGUGCACGGACCCCUGGACAUCAGCACUGGUCGCGUGUGACCGUCCCUCUGGGGGCAUCUCAUGCCCCUCCCUGGGUGGGGGGAGCACAGAGCUCGCCAGGCAGGGCCCAGGCUGACCUCACCGCCAGCCCAGGAGGAACUGACCUCUGCCCCCAGCAACCCCAACACAGUGGAGACCCCGUCCCUCCUCUGAACCUCCUGGCCGUUGGCGGAAUCAGCUCCAAGAGGGAGAUAAAAGCACGAGCCUUUCAAAGGCCCCGGGGCACAGGCCGGGCGGGGGGCAGCACCCCCAGCUCUGCACACGCGUUGGUCUCGAGCCCUGAAUAAAGCAGAACCACCCACCUC